Molecule: messenger RNA, 957 nt
Organism: Grosmannia clavigera kw1407
Lineage: Eukaryota; Fungi; Ascomycota; Sordariomycetes; Ophiostomatales; Ophiostomataceae
Product: ribosomal protein
Exons: 2
Coding region: 1-957 (318 amino acids)
Biological process (GO): translation
Cellular component (GO): ribosome
Molecular function (GO): structural constituent of ribosome
Source: RefSeq, a predicted model, not a curated record
AUGGCGCCCCGUAUAUCGUGUCCGCAAGGGCUGGCCGUCCUGAACUUGUGCCUUCGUCCGGCUGCGAGACGGCCGACCCCGAGCCUGCAACCGCUGAUCCAGACGGCCAAUCUUUCGCAGAAAGAGAAGAAGCGGAUGAUGAAGCAAGAGCCUUACAGAUGGGCGCAGAUACAGGCGCGCAAGGCCGCAAAGGUUGAGCGACAGCAGGAGAUCCAAGGCGCACGCGACGCUGCAUGGGGCAGUCCCGUGCACGGCAUACCGACGACUUUUGUCGAGUCGUUCGACUCGGCCGGUCAGAGACCAGUUUCUACCCCACCCAAGCCGAAGGCUGGGGAAGUACCGGAAGAGCCGCGCGCACUGCCGACGUCUCCGGAGAUCCUCAAUCACCAAUUGUCGCGGACGGAGCUCGACGAGGCCAUUGCCAUGGCAUACCAACUGAGCAAGCCUUUGGGGAAUGCUAACCGCAUCGUGGUCGACGCCGUAAGCGAGGCACAGGAGCUACGAGAGCAUGAGGAGCGGCAUGAGAAGGCUGUGAUCGCGCUGCAGCGCAUUACGUCGCUUGACAACGCCAGCAGCAAGGGCAUCAGACAUGCCAACAUUCGGCGGUGCAUAGAGUCCUUUGGUCGCCACAAUACCGACAACGUCUUGCGGCCAAAGCCUCGGGCUCCUGGAUUGCCACCGCGUGAACAUCUUCAACGGGGCGGCCCGGAUACGGGAUCUCCAGAGGUUCAGAUCGCCAUUCUGACGGCAAAGAUUCGCGUGCUGGCUCGGGCUUUCGAAGGCAGAAAGGGAAACAAUGACAAGUUUAACCGGCGGAACCUGAGGUUGCUGUGUCACCGACGGCAGAAACUGAUGAAAUACUUGGAGAGAAAGGAACGUGGAAGCGAGAGGUGGACGAGCUUGAUCGAGACUCUGGGUCUGUCGCCUGCCACCUGGAAAGAGCAGAUUUCUGUUUAG